This is a messenger RNA of Eruca vesicaria subsp. sativa (arugula), 4185 nucleotides long. NCBI's taxonomy places the organism in Eukaryota, Viridiplantae, Streptophyta, Magnoliopsida, Brassicales, Brassicaceae. The record is from the annotation of a GenBank genome assembly.
UUGUCCGUGUCUCUCCGUCGUUGCGCAACCGCACAGUUUCAUAUCGUUUCACUCUCCUUUCUUUUCCCCAAAAAACGAUUUCGCCGUUAUCAAUUGUAUCACUUACCAACGGUUUCAUAGUGUUGAUUUGGUUUGUCAAUUAGAAAAGGAAUCGAUAAGAAAAGAUAAUCUCUUUUUUUUUUUUGUUAAAAUCAGUAACGGAAUCUCGAAUCUAGGGCUUUUAGAUUCCAUGAUUUUAGGGGUUUGAAAAUUGGCAUUGAGAAUGGGUAAUGUUGAGAUUCCCAAUUGGCUAAAGGCCAUGCCUUUAGCACCUGUCUUUAGACCUACAGACACAGAGUUCGCAGAUCCCAUUGCUUACAUAUCUAAGAUAGAGAAAGAAGCUAGUGCCUUUGGGAUCUGUAAGAUCAUCCCUCCUAUACCCAAACCAUCGAGAAAGUAUGUGUUUUGCAACUUGAACAAGUCUCUUUUGAGGUGUCCUGAGUUGGCUUCUGGUGUAGACGUUUCGAAGCUUUGUCUAGAGGAUAGAGCUGUGUUUACUACAAGGCAGCAGGAGUUAGGGCAGGGUAGGAAAAGGAAUAGAGGAGUAGGAGAGGGUGUUAAGCAGGUGUGGCAGAGUGGUGGGGUGUAUACAUUGGAGCAGUUUGAGUCAAAGUCGAAGGCUUUUUAUAAAAGUCAGUUAGGGACGGUUAAGGAAGUGGCGCCGGUUUUGGUUGAGGCGUUGUUUUGGAAAGCGGCUUCUGAGAAGCCUAUGUAUAUAGAGUAUGCUAACGAUGUCCCUGGCUCGGCUUUUGGUGAGCCGGAGGGUCAUUUCAGGCAUUUCCGGCAGAGGAAGAGGAGAGGGAGAGGGUUUUAUCAGAGGAAGGAGGGAACUGAUGGUCAAGAAUCAUUGAAUGAGGUGGCAAAGGCGGCAUCUCUUGCUUCUCCAAGUUUGUUAUCUCAAGAUCCGUCCAAGAAGAAGAAUGUGGAUUGUGUUGAUGAAAUGGAAGGGACUGCAGGGUGGAAGCUUUCCAAUAGUUCGUGGAACCUUCAGAUGAUCGCGCGUUCACCUGGCUCUGUUACACGCUUUAUGCCGGAUGAUAUACCUGGUGUUACAUCUCCCAUGGUUUAUAUUGGUAUGUUGUUUAGCUGGUUUGCUUGGCAUGUUGAGGACCAUGAGCUUCACAGUAUGAAUUAUCUUCACAUUGGCUCACCAAAGACUUGGUACGCUGUCCCUGGUGAUUAUGCGCUCGACUUUGAAGAGGUUAUCCGCAAGAAUUCUUAUGGCAGUAACCUUGAUCAACUUGCUGCUCUCACCCAACUAGGCGAAAAGACAACUCUUGUAUCACCUGAGAUGAUAGUUUCAUCAGACAUUCCCUGCUGUAGGUUGGUACAAAAUCCUGGUGAAUUUGUUGUGACAUUCCCAAGGUCUUAUCAUGUAGGAUUCAGCCACGGUUUUAACUGUGGGGAAGCCGCUAAUUUUGGAACUCCACAGUGGCUCAACGUAGCUAAGGAAGCUGCUGUGCGUCGGGCAGCAAUGAAUUAUCUCCCCAUGUUGUCCCAUCAGCAGCUUCUAUAUCUCUUGACAAUGUCCUUUGUUUCAAGAGUGCCACGAUCGUUGCUACCAGGUGGUCGUAGCUCCCGACUGAGAGAUCGACAGAGAGAAGGAAGGGAGUUCCUUGUGAAAAAAGCUUUUGUAGAAGAUAUAUUGAACGAAAACAAGAAUUUAUCUGUUCUACUUGGAGAACCGGGCUCUCGUUUGGUGAUGUGGGACCCUGAUUUACUUCCACGUCAUAGUGUACUGGCUCUUGCAGCUACUGGGGUUGAUGCUACUUCUACUGUCUCAUGUCCAGCAGAGGCAAAAAGUGAACUUGAGAACGGUCAUUCUGAAACGCAGAAUAAAGAGAACCCUACUCUUUUAGAGGAAUUGAGCUUGUUCAUGGAGAAGCUGAAAGAUGUGUACUACGACGAUGAUGAUGGUCAGCUUAAUGAUUUCCAAAUCGAUUCUGGAACCUUGCCAUGCGUGGCGUGUGGCGUUCUUGGCUUCCCCUUUAUGUCUGUGGUACAGCCUUCUGAAAAUGCGUUAAAUGAUCAGUCCGAGAGACAAGGAGAGAUAGAUGCUCAGGAAAUUACAGAACUGUCAUCAGAAAAGUCUGAUUGUGAAUGGAAUACGUCUUCCAGAUAUAUAAGACCUCGCAUUUUCUGCCUUGAACACACUAUUGAACUUCAGAGACUGCUGCAGUCAAGAGGUGGACUUAAGUUCCUUGUAAUUUGCCAUAAAGACUUUCAAAAAUUUAAGGCGCAUGCGGCUAUUGUGGCAGAGGAAGUGAAAGUCCCUUUCAGAUAUGAUGAUGUUUUGUUAGAGAGUGCGUCUAAAGAAGAGUUGAGUCUAAUUGAUCUUGCAAUUGAAGGUGAAGAAAACAACGAACACGGCGCAGACUGGACCUCAAAACUUGGCAUCAAUUUACGGUACUGUGUUAAAGUGAGGAAAAAUUCACCUAGUAAUAAGAUUCAGCAUGCGCUGUCACUAGGUGGCUUGUUCUCCGACACAAGUCACAUGCUAGAUAUGUCAACUAUGAGAUGGCUACAGCGAAAAUCACGCUCAAAAGCUAAACCAUGCUCUACCUCAGGUUUCACACCUCGUGAACAUAUUGGAGUAAAAGCAGACAGGAAACUAGGGGAGAAAGGAAGAAAAGAUCAGCCAGUACCCGAGAAAGAAGACGGAAGAAAGGAAGAAAAGAUAAUCCAGUACUCGAGAAAGAAAAAGUUGAAUCCCAAUGCCAAGAGGUCACGUCAUGAUAGGGCAGUUCAUUCUGAGAUGAACAAUGAAGUUGGAGACUCUGCUGAUCUAACUACCGUAACCAGAGAGCACCAGGGACACUCUAUGUCCAGUAAUAACAGUGGCCUCGAUUCAGAUAGUCAUGUUGUGGAUGCUUCUACAGUCGAUAAUCAUAAUGGCCCGACAAAGAUGUGUGGUGGGUACGUAUGUAGUAAUGUGCCUGCACGUGAUGCUGAUGAAGCGGCUGAACUGAGCGACCAAGAGUUCAAAGAACCUAGGUCUACUAACGCUAACAUUGAGGAGGAAGAGCAAUCACAGGUCGUGCUACCUACCAAUAGAGAAGCUGUAUCUGAAGAUAUUAUGCACACUGAGCAACAAGAAGAGCAAACACAUUCUUCAGCUCGAUUGGGUUUAGAAGUUCAUGAAACUAACAUUGCCAGUGAGAACAUAGUUGUGGACGUGGUCUGUGAUGAUGAACCUCUGGUAAACAACGGUGAUCAAGCUUCUUCAAAUGACUUGCAAGCUGCAGAUAAUGAAAAUAGCAUGGAGAGCGUGGUUGGAAGCUCAGGAAAUGCCGAGGUUAUCGAGACCCCAAAUUCUUCUAAUAUGGGAGAAGCAAAGAAGAAGCGGAAAAUAGAAUUAGAGACGAAUGAUAACCCAGAGAGUAGCAUUGGUUUCAUAAAGAGUCCUUGUGAAGGGUUGAGGUCAAGGGGUAAGAGGAAAGUGACAUGUGAAGAAACUUCAUUCAAUCCCAACGAAGCGAGCGAUGAAGAGAAGAAACCCACUGCUAAAAGGCUCAAGAAAACUCCAAAUACUGACUCAACGACAACUCAUCACAACCGUUGUUACCUAGAGGGAUGCAAGAUGACAUUUAAGACUAAAGCAGACUUAGCAACUCACAAGAGAAACCGUUGCACACACGAAGGGUGUGGGAAGAAAUUCAGGGCUCACAAAUAUCUGGUGCUUCACCAACGUGUUCACAACGAUGAAAGACCAUUCGUGUGCACUUGGGAAGGGUGUACCAUGAGUUUCAAAUGGCAAUGGGCCAGGACGGAGCAUUUGCGUUUGCACACUGGAGAAAGACCAUACAAAUGCAAGGUGGAUGGGUGUGGACUGUCGUUUAGGUUUGUGUCGGACUAUAGCCGCCACAGACGGAAGACGGGACAUUAUGUGACAUAGAUAGUGGAGAUGCAAAGAUGGUUGGCCAGAGAGAAAGGUGAAAGAACCGCUCUGUGGAAUUGUUGUAAACUUUAGUUCUCGUUGUUGUUUUUUUUUUUUUCUAGUGUUUCAAGACGACACUUGAUGAUGUCUCUCUUUCUGUAGAUCUGACUACUUUUCAUGAAGGUGCCCUCACACUCUCUUGUUUUGCUUUGUUGUUGUUUUAACUAGUCACCAUUGGCUUUUAAAAAUGUUGUUAAUAUGAAUGAAUG